Dipodomys ordii (Ord's kangaroo rat) is the source of this 355-nucleotide messenger RNA. RefSeq names its product neurocan core protein-like. The transcript is spliced from 2 exons. Lineage: Eukaryota; Metazoa; Chordata; Mammalia; Rodentia; Heteromyidae. The annotation marks the transcript as partial. The record is from RefSeq and is a predicted model, not a curated record.
UGCUGUGCGGCCCCCCUCCGGUCCUGGAGAACGCCUCUGUGGUCGGCGCGCGCAAGGCCAAGUACAGCGUCCACGCCACCGUCCGCUACCAGUGCCACGAGGGCUUCUCCCAGCAGCGCGCGGACGCCAUCCGCUGCCGGGCCUCGGGCACCUGGGACCCGCCGCGCAUCCUCUGCGUCAGACCCCGAAGGUCACACCGGAUUCGCCGGCACCGGCGCCACCACCCGCACCACCACCAGCGCCGCCACCACAGAUCACACAAGGAGCGGAGGAAACACAGGCUCCAUCCGGCUGAGGACUGGACCAGGAGGGAGGGAAUUUCUGCUGAGAGCAGACUGAAGCAGACCAGAGCACA